UGAAUGGUGAAAGGUUGGCGCGGAGCUGGUGGAAGUAUGCUACAAGAAAUUUUUAAAUCGCUGUUUACAAGAAAAUUUGAAAUUGCUAAUUAACUGAAAAUGUCAUUAUACACGGGCAUUAGCAUGGGUGUCAGAUCCUGAAGUCCUCUUUAUAGUGUUUGGCUCAUCUUACAGAUUUAUAUCCGCCUGUGGUCGUUAGCUCACCACCAGAGAUAUAGUAGCUGACUAAAAUGGAUUUAACAGAUGAACAUUAUGGAGAUCUUGUUGACAAGCCGUUUGGUACUCUGCAUCACAAUGAGGACUCGGUGGAUAUUUACUCUGGCCUGGAAAACAGCCCUAAGAUUGAUGAGCACAGAGGUAAAGUCAACCCUCUCCUUUCCCCACGCACAAUGGAAUCAAUGGAUAUAUAUGAGGACAUUAUCAGGGAAGAACAAGAAGAAAAGGAGGCAACUUAUAAUGAGUUAAAACAAAAAUUUGAUGAAGCACAAAAGCAAGUUAAGGAACUGAUCUCACAGUUACAGCUACUGCAGACAAAGAAUACGAGUUUGAACCGUGAAAACAUACUCCUGAAGAAGAACAUUUGUUCGGUCAUCAAGACGGCUAAAAUGGAGAUUGUGCGCAAGGAUGAGGAAAUUAGCAGACUCAGCAAUAGGUCUGGUCGAGGAAGUUAUUUUCGUCGAUCUCAAAUGGAAAGUGGUCUGGCAAACACAAGGCACAGUUUAAACAAUCCUACAAGUUCUGUUUUGGAAUCACAAGGUGCUAGACAAGAUAAUGUUAUGAGUGAAGUAAAUCAGCACAAAGGUAGAAACUCUGUGUCGGAUCCCUGUGCAUAUCCACCAACAACGUCAACUACAGCAACACAACCAUUUGAGGUGCUCCAGAGAUGCCCUAGAACUGAUCUUGAUAGUCCUCUGCAGUGUCAGAAUAAAUGUGCUGCUAAAUCUGACAGUAAGACCCUCACUGUUCAACCACAGCAGGAGUCCAGACCAGUUCAUCCUAACAGAACAUCCACAGUGUUAGAUGUCUCAAAUGCUCCCAAAACAAGUGACUCUACACUGAAAGUUCCUGAUACAACUACUGAUUCUCAAUUCAGUACCUUGAAAGACAAUAAGAACAGUUCAUCAAAACAGGCAGACAAGCUGGAAAAAACACAAAAAUGCACAAGCCGGGACAAAGAGUGUAACUCGAAGGAUAAGAAUGUGUCACAAAAGGCUCAGAGAAGAGUGGGCAGCAAAUUAGGAAGAACUGAAAAAGAGCUCAUAAAAGACAAUUUUGUGUCCAGUGAAAACAGGAAUCAACAGCCUGAGGUUCCAGUCGUUCUUAAAUGUUCAGAACAAUCGAAAAGCCCUUCCUCGCAGUCACAUAAAGCCUCACAAUCUGUCUCUUCCCAGUUAUCCAAAAAUUCAUUUAAGACAACAGCAGAUGUUGAGACACAGAGUCAAGGGCACAUGCAUCAUCAAAAUCCAGACAGAACUAGCAAAGAAACAAAACACUCUGGCUUGAGCAGCACAACUUGUACUGUGGUGGAUGAAGAAAGCCAUUCCCAAAACCACAAAGGGAAGAAAAGAGUUGCAAGUAGCCAUGAAAGGAAAGAGGAGAAAAGUUCCAGUGCAGAAAGGAGGAGCAGCAGAACUGAAAGAAGCAGAGACCACGAGCAAAAGAGGCCGAAGGAGAGUGACAGGAGUAAAAGAGAUGAGGGUAACAGCAGCAGUAGUAGUAAAGAAAGAAGAAGCAACAGAUCAGACCUUAGCAAAGAGUAUGAGCGAAGGAAUAUAUGGGAAACGGAUAAUAAAUCUGAAGAUAAAAGAUCUAAGAAACAAGUUGAUGCUUGUGGGCAAGAUUUUACUUCUCCCAAAUGGGUUUCUCAACGAAAAGAUGCUUAUAAGGAGAAAUCAUCAAGCAAAAUCAAUGAACCAUCAACAAAAAGCAAAAGGUCUCACAGCCAUGACAAAGCUAGAAAGAUGGAGGAUCUGAAAUGCCCGGUCAAAAAUGGAAAUUCUGAUAAGAGUUGUUUUGGAGACAAGGGUAUAUACAAGGACAGAGAAAGAAAAAGAGGUGGACAUUUGGAUCAUAGGGUACAUAAGCACAGAGAAUCAAAAAAUUAUCUUACCAAAGAUGACAGAAAGAAAUCUCCUAAAAAGCACAAUGUUGUCGGAAAAGGUCAAGAUAGUAAGAAUGAGCAGGACAAACACCUUGAAUCUGAGUCUUCAUCAGUGGUAGCUGUCAGCAGCAGUCCCUGCAGAACAGCUGAGGAUAAUAGUCCAGACAGAAAACUGAGUUUCAUGGAAACACUGAAUCUUACCCUAUCGCCUGUUAAAAAGCAAAAGCAGUCUUCUGAUCCAAAAGAAGCCAGUGGAGCAACAUCUGAAGAUGCCUCGCCUCAUAACAGCAGAUUAUCUGAUGCUGGGGAGGAAUUCUUUGUCAUUGAUGAACUAAAGAACAGCCAGAACAGAGUUGAGGAAGUGGAUGAGGUCCCUGUGCCCACAACUGCAGGUAAAAAAGAUGACCUGACCAGUUCUUGCAAAGAGUCUGGACAAGUUGUUGAUCUUUCCACCGCUAUAGUCUCGGAGAAGCCCUCAGGUGAACAAACAGAUAUGGGUGUACAAGAAGAGAAUGCCACGGAAAGUCAAGAGGCUGUGAACAAAGUGCCAGCCAGUGUUAAAUGCUCCGAGGAGAAAAAGAACAAGAUUUCAGAUUCCAUUGUGUUAGACAAAGAUUCAUUAUCAAAAUUAACCCUUACAAGAGAAUCUCCAAAUCAUGUCUGUCAUAACACCACCAAAGACUCUCCGGGAAUCAUAGAUAAUUCUGUUGUCUCUAAUAUUUUGCCUACUAAAACUUCAGAAGUGGUAGUUUCAGAUAAUAUUCCUGAUUCAAUUGUUGAAGGUUAUCAGCAACAAGAUCCUAUUAUUGCUGUAUCUGAGGACACUUCUCCGAUGAAAAUCCAAAGGAGUCCUCAGACCAAGUCUCAGGAUUUACCACCAGCAUCAAAUGGGAUAUGUCAAGAUAAUGUGUCGUCCUCAGACAAGGCACAAAGUAUUCCUGAGAUUAAUUCUUCUAUGAUUUCUGAUAGUUCUGUCAACAUGGAAGUGUCCUCUAGCACAGUUAGUGCAGAUCUUGAUGAGCCAAGAAAAGUUAUUUGUGAUUUUGAACAAGUGGAUACUUCAAAACUGGACCAUAAGGGAGCUGGGGAAGCAACUGAUCAUUUAAAAAUGAUUGAAACACCGCACUCAUCUGAAAAUCUGAAAAUGUCUGAAAAAUCCCAUCAGAGUCCAUCAUGGGGUGAGAACAAUGUGGCUCCAAAUGAUAGCACCACUGUCAGAGAUGAGACCAUGUCAUCUUCGCAGCCUGGUUUCUCAGAGCCAGAUUCCACAGAGAAAGAGGAACAGAACAUAAAGUCAUCAAACCCUGUUGUGUUUUGCCCUGAUGAAGACUCCAUGAUGCUUACUCUUAGGAACAUCAGAGUUAUGCCAGAGCCUCUCAGCCCUCUUACAAGCCCAGUCCGUCAGGUGAAGAAAGUACAGCCUCCGCGUGCUGAGAAGCAACCACAUGUCAAAUGUCUUAACACAGAUCUCUCAACUGUAACCACUGGAUGCAAUAAGGAUAAAGUAAAAAUGGACAUGAACAAGGAGAAUAAGUCACCUGACUCUUCUGUCACCGCUUCCUCCUACAAAGGGACAAAAGAUGCCCUCUCGGCUAGUGGAACUGAGGAAGAUGAACUAGAGGAUGGUGAGAUAGUGAGUGAGAGUGAGGAAGAGGGACCUCUGUUUAUCCAGACUCCUCCAAGAGAAAAGGACAAAUCAACCUCCGGGACUGAUUCAAGUCCAAAGCUAUCUUCAGUUGGGAAAAGAGUGUCCCAAAAGAAACUUUGCAUCCCUGCUAAAUAUUCAGAGCGAAGCAAGAGCUCUGAGUCGUCUUCUAAUGACAGUCCCACCUCAAGUAAAAGACGCUUUAAAACUGUCAGCCCACCAUUGAAAGCAGCAGUCUAUACCAUAGAUGGAUUUAUGGGCAUGUUAGGAUCAAUUCGAGCAGAGUUGAGGAAAAAGUACAUGAAGCUUCAGAAAAAUGUCUCUAAAACUGCCUUCUGCUGUAUAGUGGAUAUGUCUCAGGCUUCUUUUAUAGAAUUCAUUAAUGCUGUUGAUUUGGAUAAAUUGUGCUGCCAAGGUAAUGACAUCAAAGUUAGACUUAAUAAAAUUAUUUCAUCUAUCAUGAGCAAGGUCACCAAGAAUGGCAUCGUCAAUCGUAUCUUUGAGCAGAGAGCUGGAGACCUCAAGCAGAAGUUGUGGACAUUUGUGGAUGGGCAGUUUGACUUCUUGUUCAAGGAACUGAAGACAGCACUCAAAAGUGGACGUGAGCCUUCCAAGGAUGCGUCAUUGGAUAAUAAAAAUGCAACUCCUAAAAGAAAAGAGAUAGAAAGUGAGGUGGUGGAAAAAGAACCUUUUAACACAUCUGGGCAUCUUCACAGAACCAAGAUGUCAAAAGUUGACACGGGAAGUUUUGUCAGAGAGGCCCCUCCAAAUAAUCUCCCUCGCAGGGGCCUUGGGAGCAGGGGUAAAAACAUAAAAGCUGUCAUGAAUGAAGAUGAUCAGCCGGCAAAUUUGGCAAGUGCAACAUCUCAUCAGCUUCCUCCUUUAUCCUCUGAAAGGCCUGUCCACGAAGGUACCUCUGGAUCUGAGACUAGAAUCUCUUCCUAUGUCCGACGUCUCUCACAUAAUGGAUCGAUUCAGGAUAAGUCAGACUUUGAAAUACUUACAGAGCAGCAAACAACAAGCUUAACCUUCAACCUGGUCUCUGACUCUCAAAUGGGAGAGAUAUUCAAGUGUCUUUUGCAAGGGUCUGAUUUGCUUGAUUCCAGUGUUCCCAUAGGCGACAAUACAAGUUGGCCACUCAGCACACCUCGAAAAGAAGGACUUCCAGGGGAGAGUUUGAUUGGGAUUAUGACCCCUAAUAAGACAACCCCAUCUAAGUUCCUCACAUCCUGGCCUUCCAUUUCCCCCUACAAGUUUGCUUCAAAUAGCAAAAUGCUGGUAGACCCAGCAAUUCUUGAUGAGAGCUGCUUGUUAGAAGUUCCCUCUAAUUCUGAACCAUGCCAGCUUUCUCUUCAUUCAACUGUAAUCCCGCAGAAAUCAUACUCUAUCUUGGCGGAAGAUCUAGCUGUGUCCCUUACCAUUCCCUCACCACUAAAGUCAGAUAGUCACUUGAGUUUCUUGCACCCUGGAACUGGACCGCCACUGUGUGCCCCAAACAGUGGCCUGAGUGCCCAUUAUAGUGAAGAUGCUCUUCUUGACGGAGAAGAUGCCACUGAGCAGGACAUACACCUUUCUCUGGACACCGACAACUCCAGUUGUGGGUCGAGUCCCAGCAGGACAUGGGAGGGCUCUGAUCCACCCUGUUUCCAAUUCCAACCCAAUUUACAAAUGCAGGCUGUGGUAAUGGAGAGGUCAAAUGAUCAUUUCAUUGUGCGAAUAAGACGGACAUCAUCUGGCCCAAUUGAAAGCAAUCAAAAUGAAGGGAAAGCAGCACCCGAAUUAGCUGAAUGCCCAGAGACGAUUCUUAAGCCUAAUCUCACUCUGACCCAUCAAGACUUGGGUUCCGCACCUGGAGAGAUGUCGAACAAAAUCCCAACUAAGGUAAACGAGUCAUGUCACAUUUCAGAUAAAGCAAUAGAAGCUCAACCAUCAAGCCAAAAAUCCUCAUCUGGAGGUGUUUGUGAUGACAACUCAUCCCGCAACAAUGCUGAGCCUGAUUCCAAAGCAUGUGCUAUUGAGGAAAGUAGUACAACAGAGACUGAAACAUUAGAGGUGGUUUCAGGAAAAGUAAAGAACGCCACACAGAGCUCAAGCGCACCCGAGUCUGAAUCUGAGAGGGUGUCAAGGAAACGCAAGGAGCACAGAUCAGCGACAAAGGCAAAGCGCCAAAAAGUAGAGAAAUCUCAAGAUAAACAUUCUAAGUCCAGGCAUAAGAAAAGGUCAAAAUCCUCCAAAGAAAAAGACUCCAAAAUUGUAGUACCCCAGGUGUCCCCUAGCAACCUGUCUGCUAAGAAUGUAAUCAGGAAGAAAGGGGAGGUAGUGGUGACGUGGACCAGGGAUGAAGAUCGGGACGUACUUGUUGAGCUUAAAAUGAAAGGCACUUCACCCAAGACGUUUGCUGCUCUUUCAAAAAGGCUAAAGAAGUCAACAGAGCAGAUUGAGGAGCGAUUCUCUCAACUGAUGAAGCUGUUCAAGAAGAAAGAGAAAAUGCAGAAUUGAUUGAAUGACAAAAAGAUUGAACUGACUUUAUAAUGGAUGCUGAUGCACUUAUCAAAAUCUCCAUAGACUCCAUAGGCAGAAAUAUAAUACGCUGAAUCUGAAAAUCAGUGUAUUAUUUCUGUUGAUGUUCAUCUGUUUGAAAAAAGCACUUACAGUUUGCCAAAAUAUCUGCAGUAAAUGGUAUAAUCCGUUUUAGAGGCUUUUUUUUAGCUAACAUUCAGUGUUAUCAGAUUACCAAAAUUUAUAGUCAGAGCAGACACCAAUUGGGCUACAUUUUUAUUACCUAGAGAUAUAUUUGCAAUGUGGUAUGCUCUGAAAUUGACCUUAAUCCUUGUCAAGGACCUAAUCAGACACAACAAAGUAGAGAAAUUACGGUUCAUAGUAUUUUCAGUACAUAAAGCCCUGUGCGAUGCCAUACAAUUUACUUGUUUUGGCAAGUUGGGUGAUUGCAAAAAGUAGUACAGUUACUGUUUUGUUGAUGCUGACAAUUUUUUAUGACAAAGUUUUAGUGAUGCUGACAUCACUAACUUGUAUUACAAGUUGACUUUUGCAGCAUUUGCAAUGCCUUUGAAACCUACCUCUGACCUCAUGUUUUGAUCACUUAAUUUUCCCCUCCUUUUGUUUUGUGUAUGAGGUUGGUGUUGGAAUAGCAUGGCUCUAAAUGUGGAAAUGGAAAGAAUAUUUGCUUGUUUAUUUGUUUUGGUCCUCAAUUGUCAGACUUUGAGUUUAAAAUCUUUUUCAUUAGUCAUCCUGAUAGAUGCAGCUUGAUAUUUUCAUAUUAAGAGUAACAUGUUUUUGUUGUUUUCUAGGUAAUGAGUAAGGAAAUUGUUCCCUUGUGUAUAUAUUUGUAAAGUUUAAUUGAACUGAAAGAUUUUUAUGUUUGAACUCUUUUUAAACAAUUUUAUUUUUCUCAAAGAGAGAAACCUAG
This is a messenger RNA of Sinocyclocheilus grahami, 7173 nucleotides long. Its product is annotated as CASP8-associated protein 2-like. The record is from RefSeq and is a predicted model, not a curated record. The transcript is spliced from 10 exons. Gene Ontology annotation, biological process: Fas signaling pathway; extrinsic apoptotic signaling pathway via death domain receptors. Gene Ontology annotation, cellular component: mitochondrion; PML body. Lineage: Eukaryota; Metazoa; Chordata; Actinopteri; Cypriniformes; Cyprinidae. Bases 231 to 6245 code for a protein of 2004 amino acids. Gene Ontology annotation, molecular function: transcription corepressor activity.